Molecule: messenger RNA, 1593 nt
Organism: Vanderwaltozyma polyspora DSM 70294
Lineage: Eukaryota; Fungi; Ascomycota; Saccharomycetes; Saccharomycetales; Saccharomycetaceae
Gene: RIM21
Product: Rim21p
Exons: 1
Coding region: 1-1593 (530 amino acids)
Biological process (GO): cellular response to pH
Cellular component (GO): plasma membrane
Source: RefSeq, a predicted model, not a curated record
AUGCUUCUUAGUGGUCCCUGGGAUUUGGAUAAUUUUCCUGCUCGCACACAGGUUUAUAGAAGUUGUAAUAAGAAUAAUUUAGGAAGCGGUAUACUAGUCGGACGCGAUAUACCUGGUUAUGUAAUUCAUGCUGAUUCUGUUUCUUUCCGAAGUUAUUGUGAUGACGGUAAACCCUCAUACAUUUCGCUAAACUUACCAAAAUUUGCUUACUUAGAUAUUGUUAAGGAAGAUUGGAAAAAAUAUACAUUAGUUAGUGGACCAGAAGGUGGUUCUUUUAAGUAUGGUGUCUAUCCUUUAGUUUUGUCAUUCUCUUCAAAUUUAGUCAUUAUUUGGUUUUUGACAGUGUUAGUUUUCAUCUCUAUACAUGACAGUCAUCAUAGAUAUUUCUCAAGAAUAGCGAAACUGGCUUCAAUGCUAGCUACUAUAAAUAUUACUAUUUUUGUAAUUAGAGCAAUGACUCAACUAUCCCGAGAUCAUCACAGAAUUGGCGCGGUAACCGUACGAACGGUAUUACAUCUUAUAACAAAUGAUUAUUGUUUUAUUAUAUUAGAUUUCCUAUCAAUAUUACUGUUACAAAUAUGUCAGUUAUUAAAUAUUACCAGAAUUUUUGGCAGAAUUGUGGAAAAGAGAAUUGUCUUCUUAACAGGUUUAAUGUUUAUAAUAUGCGCUAAUGUAUUAUGGGCAAUUUCCACAUUCGCAGACCCUAAUAAAACAAGUUUCCAUUUUUCAGAUAUAUUAUCACCUUUUGUUUACCUUUUUCGAAUAGCACUCGGUGCUUCAUAUGCUUGUAUAAUUACGUCAUAUGUUAUCAGCAAGUGGAAAUUUUGUUUUAGUGCCACACAACUGGCAACCUUAACGAUAUUAACAAUCGUAAUAGUAUUUUUACAGUUAGUGGUCUUUUUCUGCGAUAUAAUCCAUGUAUGGUUAAGUAAUCUGGGUGAACUUUUCAAUAUCACUUGUUAUUUGGGAUCAACAAUCAUUGUUUGGGAGUGGUUAAAUAGAAUAGAAAUAUUAACAAGAAAAAAGGAAGCCCAAAGUAUACUUGGAAGACAUCUAUAUGAAUAUGAACAGACUGAUCAUAAUAUAGCAAACUAUGCAUUAAAGGUACAAGAUGCAUUAGUUCGCUCAGAUUUAUCAGACAAAAGCCCAGGCUCAUUUAAUGAUUCUGAAAGUUGUGAAAGUAUACUCGAACCUAUCAAUGGCGUUAGCAUUAAUCAUAUUGUAAAAUCUAAAUCGAAAGAUGCCCCAUAUAUUAGGACAAAUAAUUUAGCUGAGAAUGAUAAUGAUGACGAAAGUAUAAACCAAGUUCAAUUUAAGAGAAAGAAAACUUAUAAGGACUACUUAGGCGAUAACUUACAGGUUCCAAUAAAUAGGUUAACACAAUUUACUGAUUAUGUCGUUAUGAAAAGUUUUGGUGCCUCUACAAAAUCAAAUUAUGCAUCAACGGAUAGCUCAGAUAAGAAUCAAAAAGAUAUAGUAAGAAAUAGAAUUGGGUUGGAUAGACCAAACGAUGUUUUUGUUUAUAGAAAUAAAGAUAUUGUAUUCGAUUCGGAUGAGGACACUGUAGAAAUGGAUGCUGAUGAAAGCAUCUGA